AUGAGUUCUGUUGGGCUGUACGCUGAAAAGCAAGGACGGCACACCUCGGCGAAGAUGCGAAUAAUCGCGUCAGGCGAUGACAUCAGCCCGCCCGUCAAGUCACUCUCCAAAGAGUUCCUUGCUGCCCUCGUUAAAGAAGACGUUCUAGAAAACCUUAGCGAUAGAGCAUCGUCAGCACUGAAGAAAGGCAAUAAACGACGAUGCUGCUGGUGGCAACGAAGCAGAAGUUGUGACUCUUUCGUGCUACUAGCGGCAGCUGUGAAACUUAUUAUUUAG
Messenger RNA from Necator americanus (New World hookworm), 276 nucleotides. RefSeq lists its product as uncharacterized. The record is from RefSeq and is a predicted model, not a curated record. NCBI's taxonomy places the organism in Eukaryota, Metazoa, Nematoda, Chromadorea, Rhabditida, Ancylostomatidae. Bases 1 to 276 code for a protein of 91 amino acids. The transcript has a single exon.